This is a messenger RNA of Papilio machaon (common yellow swallowtail), 4987 nucleotides long. RefSeq names its product RIMS-binding protein 2 (gene Rbp). Gene Ontology annotation, biological process: neuromuscular synaptic transmission. The coding region runs from base 285 to 4658 and encodes 1457 amino acids. The record is from RefSeq and is a predicted model, not a curated record. Gene Ontology annotation, molecular function: protein binding. The transcript has 22 exons. Lineage: Eukaryota; Metazoa; Arthropoda; Insecta; Lepidoptera; Papilionidae.
CGCCGUGCCGUAUCCGACACCGAAGCUCGUUUAAACCGAAACUCUGGCGCUGUGAAGACGCGCGUCGACACGACGCCGCCCUCGGUCGCACCGUAUCCAACAUGGCAGGUCGAGCCGAUCGCGGCGCCCGUGCGCGUCUCUGACCGUACCCGUACUACUUACUAUGUGCGUUAUAUAAAUGUUACGCAAGUUGAAGAUCGAGUGGCCGGAAGGUGCUUCUCCGAAUCCGAACGGGCCGGUGCGGCCAGCCGAUGUGACCCUCUCGACGGAUCGCCACUAGCACGAUGAGCAGUUACGGUAGUAUAUCGGGAGCAGCAGAUUCUGAUGCGCUAUCGCGGCGGCUGCGCGAGGCUGAGCGCGCGCGUGCGGACGCCGAGCGCGCUCACGCCGACGCCCUCUCCCAGUUGCGGAAUGCGCAGCGCUCGCCUCUCGACGCGCACAAUGUAGAACAGCUACAGUCCCGCGUACGAGAGCUCGAAAAGAAGGCCGCGUUGGAGACGGUUCGUUGUGAAGAGCUGCAGUUGGAGCUGUCGUCGGCGCUGCGAGCGCGGGGUGCCACCUCCUCCACCUGGUCCACGCCGGCCCCCCAGCCCGCCUCGGAGAUAGAACGCAUUAUGGCCAAGAUAGAGCAGGAUAACAGGAUCCUUGCCGAGCUGGACCACACAAGAUCUACUACACACGGUAUGCAGUCCAGCGGAUCCAAUCAAGCCCUUGGAGAGUUUCAUUCACCGACCCCUUCGCCGCUGCCACAUUCGUACUCGAGCACGACGGGCCACAUGGCAAUUUGCCAGAGCAACACGAUGCCCACGUUGUCCUCUCUUCACGCGACCGGACAGUUUACCGCACCCAGCUCCAACUCCGUUGCAUAUUCCAUGAGCGCACACAAUCCUACAUCUUAUUCUAACCCUAUACCCUCGUACUCGACUAACACCUACGGUUUGUCAAACACGCAUCAAGUUAGCUUUACCAAUCCUGUCACUGCUCCUCUUGUUAACAGUAUCAGCCAAAUAUCUAGCACCCUGGCCGGUCUCCAGAGUAACCUUCAAAAUAUUACUGGUAACGUUUCUGCAUUGAGUUUAGGUGGUACGCUCACUGGUUCAACGUUAACAGGAACGAUGGCCGGGUCAGGACUGACGGGCUUGAAUACCGUUCCAACGUCGCUUCCUGGCGCGAUUACACACACGUUGGGAUUACAAUCUUCACUCACUGGGGGAUUAGGAAAUAUGUCAAAUAUAGCAACCGGCACUCAGCUCAGUGCUCUCAAUACUAGUCUAACCGGGACCGGCGCUUAUGGCACAAGCGCCGGUACUUACACAAAUCCACUACUGACCGGUGGCUUGCCUGGAAACUCGAUGAAUAUCAAGUUGAAACCCCUGGACGAAAUAGAUCUCGGCUUAGGUAGAUAUGCGGCUAAUACUUCAAAUAUAGUUAGGGUACCGACUCCAGUAACACCGCAUCAACCGACAUGGAACUUAGGAUUAGAUAACCAAUUCGGAACUGAUAGACUCGGUGGUUUAGACUCAGGAUUUAGUCAUGAUCGAAACCAGAGAGGAUUAACAAGAAUGAUGCCAAAUACUGGAUUGGAUAUUGAUGUUCGCAAUUCUCAUUUUAUGAAUGGGGGUGCGCCAGUGGAGAAUCAAGUUGACAUGUUAGACAUUCCAGGUAAAGGCCGUUGCUGCGUAUACAUUGCAAGAUUCUCUUACGACCCUCCCGAUAUCGAAAGUGCUGACGGUGAACUGUCGCUUAACGCUGGCGAUUACUUAAUCGUGUGGGGUCCGCCGGACCCUAAUGCUUCUGUGCUUGAAGCUGAAAUGCUUGAUGGACGUCGUGGCUUUGUUCCCGCAAACUUUGUGCAAAGGCUGGUCGGAGACGAUCUAUUAGAAUUUCAUCAGGCGGUGAUAUCGACGUUACGAGACACAGACGAGCCCACGACGACUACGAUUAGCGACCUGUCCCUUAGCCGCGACGUGGCGCGCCUCAGCGAAAUGGCAGACAUCAGCGAAGGCCCCGAAGACGAUGAUAACGCCGAGCUGUUUUUCUCGUCGCUAGUGCCUGCGCCGCGACAGCUCACGCUCGAGAGGCAGCUCAACAAGUCGGUGCUCAUCGGCUGGACGGCGCCCGAGGGGGUGCAGCAAGCUAAUAUCGAAAGCUACCACGUGUACGUCGACGGCGUCCUCAAAACCACCGUUAAGGCGUCAGAACGCACUCGCGCCUUGGUCGAAGGCGUAGAUGCUAACCGACCACAUCGAAUAAGUGUGCGCUCGGUGACUGCCACUCGUCGUACGUCGCGGGACGCAGCGUGCACCAUGGUGAUAGGUCGAGACACGGGCAACAUGGGCCCGACCUGCGUUCGAGCCAGCGGCGUCACCUGCUCACAAGCCGUCAUCUCCUGGCUACCAGCUAACUCCAAUCACCAACACGUCGUCUGCGUCAAUAACGUUGAAGUUAGAACAGUUAAGCCGGGCAUAUAUCGUCAUACGAUCACUGGCCUCUCGCCCAGUACGCAGUAUCGAGUGACUGUGAGGGCGAAGCACUUAAGAACGGGCCCUCCAGGAAUACCGAUAGAAGAAGCUCCUGGCGCGUACACCGAUUUCCGAACGUUGCCAAAAGGCCUGCCGGAUCCUCCGAAUGAGAUCAUGGUGGAAGCGGGGCCCCAGGACGGGACGCUCCUUGUGACCUGGCAGCCCGUACUGCGCCCUCCGGCCUCCGGCCCCGUCACCGGAUACGCGGUGUACGCCGAUGGGAAGAAGGUCACCGACGUUGAUUCACCGACCGGUGAUCACGCUCUCAUCGACAUUGGCAAACUCAUUGGCCUCAAUCCAAAGUGUGUCACUGUGCGUACAAAAUCUCGCGACAGCCAAUCCAGCGAUAGUGCUCCGACGCCGAUCCCGCCGGCCGUGCUGCGCGGUGUGGCGUCGCGGAUGCCCCGCGGGGCGCCGAUGCUGAACCAGCCCACGCCGGGCUUCCGUGGCCAGCAGAGACCGCAGCCCUACCAGCAGCAGCAACAAGUCAUAGAGCACGACGAAAAUUUAUCUGAUAAGGAAAUAUUUCCGAGUGCGAAUCGUCACGACCAACAUGCUGCUCAGCAAACCGGUGGAUUCGGCACAGGUCUACUAAAGAGUAUAUUCGACAAAAUAACCCCUUCGCAAUCGGGGAUACCGGCCAUCGAAAUCACUAAAGAGGGCGCCGCGGAGCAGAUGAGUUGCGAAGAGGAUGAGGCGACGCGCCGUCGGCCGCAGCAACCGUCCCAACCGAGUCAAGCGUCGCAGCCGCCUUCGGGUCAGCAGUACCCGAAUACACCAGCUUACCAUGGCACGCAGCAACCCCCCUAUCCACCGGCCGGCCAGUUCCAAAGUAGCCAGCCGGCCCAGUACCCCGGCCAGCAGCAGCAGUACCAGAACCCGACGAACCCGAGAAACCACCACGAAAGAGGCCGCCCUCCUAACCCCCACCAGGUGGGUCAGCAGGGCGGCAUGCAGAGCACUAUGCAGGGCUAUGGGACGCGUGGCGCGCCGCCGUCGGGUCCCCGAGGGCCGCCGCAGGGGCCUCGCCAGGCGCAAGCCCAUCCACAGUCUAAGAGGAGUCGCUACUUCAUCGCUUUGUUCGAUUACGAUCCGGCGACCAUGAGUCCCAAUCCUGAGAGUUGUGAUGAGGAGCUACCGUUCAGCGAGGGAGACACAAUCAAGGUUUGGGGUGACAAGGAUGCCGAUGGCUUCUACUGGGGCGAGUGUCGGGGUCGCCGCGGCUACGUUCCGCACAACAUGGUGGUGGAGGUGUCUGAGCAGGAGGCCACGGGCCAGGUGGCGAAGCCUCGCGAUCGCUGGACCGACGCAUACGCGAACCAACCCGUCCGGCGCAUGGUUGCCUUGUAUGACUAUGAUCCGCAGGAACUAAGUCCAAAUGUCGAUGCUGAUGCGGAACUUAGCUUCCAGACGGGUCAGAUAAUUCACGUGUACGGUGAGAUGGAUGACGACGGUUUCUAUAUGGCGGAAAUCGACGGCAUGCGCGGCCUCGUACCCAGCAACUUUCUCACUGAAGCCAACGACCAGUAUGGCCCCCAGGGGCACUCCAGUCAAGGUGGAGCCCAAGGGGUUGCCGGAUUGGGUGGGCGAGGAGUGGGUCCGGGCCCCACGCCGCAGAUCCCAGGUGCCGGGCGGGGUCGAGGCGCAGCGCCAGGGCCCGGCGCCCGCGGUCCCCCGCCGCCGCCACGCGACAACGUCGCCCCCGCGCCCCGCAACCACCACCGCAAGACAGAUGCCUGCCCUCUUCCCCCUUCUCAGUUAGACCACAACACAUCCGCCAGUAAUCCAGAACAGGCGAAUUCUCAGGAAGGUUUGCAACAGCAGGCGAGGGCGAGAGGCGCAGCGAGCGGUCAGGCGGCGAGCACGAUCGCGCGCACGAGCGCUGGUAACGCGAGCACGCCGCCGGUGCAGUCGCCUGGCACGCCGGCCGCCGCGCCUCCCGCACAACCCUCGCCCGCGCGCCGCGCCGGUCCAGCCGUUGUGCCCGCACCCCAACCGCAACCCCCCACAACACAGCCCCCCACCUCGCAGCCGAACCUCAUGCAGAAGUUCACGGAGAUGACCGCCCCCGGUGGAGACAUCCUCAGCAAAGGCAAAGAGCUAAUCUUCAUGAAGUUUGGACUCGGAGGUAAAUAAUGCCGGCGCCGCGGCCCCCCGAGGCCCCAGUGUGUGCUCGUCGAAUCGUAAAUCGUUUAAGUGCGACGUCUCAAAUUCUUCUCUUACGUUAUCAAUUGGUUCUGCUGCUGCUGGAAGGCAAUUCGUGUAAAUCGGGUUUUCUACAAAUCGUUUGACAGUUACGAGAAUAUGUUUAAGGACUGUAAAUAAAAUCAAUAAACGCACAGUUUAGUGGAUAUUCAUAUGUUAGUGCAGUCCCGAUAGCCGCACGAUUGGAGUCUCGAUAGUCGACACCCGAGUAUAGAUUUAUCUUGAAUUUCUGUCUUGGGCCUGUUGUCAUUUGUUAGAAU